This is a messenger RNA of Lathyrus sativus (Indian pea), 921 nucleotides long. NCBI's taxonomy places the organism in Eukaryota, Viridiplantae, Streptophyta, Magnoliopsida, Fabales, Fabaceae. The record is from the annotation of a GenBank genome assembly.
AUGGCUGUUCCAAAAGUGAAUGAAAAGUUGCUUGAAGACCUUCAAGUUAUGGGAUUUCCACAUGCAAGAGCAACAAGAGCACUCUAUUAUUCUGGAAAUACCAGCUUAGAAGAUGCUAUAGCUUGGAUGGUUGAUCAUGAAAAUGACACUGAUAUUGAUGAGUUUCCAUUGGUUGAUGUAGACAUUGAUAUCGAUACUUCUCCAUCAUUUCCUAUCACAGAAGAAAUGAGAAUGAAAGCUUAUAGUUUAAGGGAACAAGAGAGAAAGAGGAAAAGGAAUGAAGAAACAAUAAUGGAAAGAGAAAGAGAAAAGGAGAGGAUUCAAGAUGGUAAGAAACUCCUUGAGGCGAAGCGAAUCGCGGAAGAAAAUGAAAGAAAACGGAAUUUAGCUUUGAGAAAAGCUGAAAAAGAAGAAGAACAAAGAGCUAGGGGUAACAUUCUCAAGAAACUAGAGCAGGAUAAGUUAAAUAGAAGGUCUAAACAUGGAUUACCUUUAGAAAGCCAAGAAAAUGUGAGAUCAACCGCCAUUGUUAUAAAGCAUGACAAGAUUCCAAGGCCUGUUUAUUCGAGCACAAAAGUUGAACAUUUGAGAGAGUGUUUGAGGUCUCUUAAGCGUGAACACAAGGGUGAGAAUGCAAGAGUCAGAAGAGCCUUUGAAACACUUCUAGUGUAUAUUGGAAAUGUUGUCAAGAAUCCAAAUGAGGAAAAAUUCAGGAAGAUUAGACUGAGCAAUCCAUUAUUUCAGGAUAGAGUUGGGAGUUUAAACGGAGGUAUGGAGUUUCUUGAGCUAUGUGGUUUUGAGAGAACAGAUGACUUCUUGUAUCUUCCUAGUGAAAAGAUUGACAUGGGACUUCUAAGUUCAGCUGGUUUUGUCUUAAAUUCUGCUAUCACUAAUCCUUUCUUUGGACUUUUGAGUACUUAA